UACCAUUUGUCAGUCGAUCGUUCCUUUCUUCUAACUCACGAGAUCUGUGUCACCUUGUAUUCACUUUUCAUACCUAGGUUUUCUUUUCUUCAUUUCUUGAGUUGUGUACGACGUUACAAUGAGGAAAUCGAAGAGAACUUUCAGAAUGUUCGUUGAGGAGGAGUUAGGCGGAUUCCCACAUUUCGUGGUCUGGGCUGUUCUCGAAUGGAUGCUAAUCAUCUCCCUUUAUCUCGACGGCUUCCUUGCGUUUAUUUCCAACAAAUUCGCAGAUAUCUUUGAAUUAGACCCCCCUUGCGUCCUGUGUACACGUGUCGAUCAUGCUCUUGGCGGGAAGAACAGCCCUACUUCCUAUUACAGUGACUCCAUAUGUGAUUCUCACAAGAAAGACAUAUCGUCCUUGGCGUAUUGUCAUGUUCACAGGAAACUAUCUGAUAUCCGAACCAUGUGUGAUGGUUGUCUUCUCUCCUUGUCAACUGAAAAAGAAUCUGCUUCUGAUAAUCACAAUAAAGAUCAGAAGAUGUUCGCCAAACCCUCCGAGAAGAAGCUUACAGAUAACAACAAAAACGACAACGCGAUCGUUGACACAGAUAGAUGUUCAUGCUGUGGUGAAUCUUUAAAGCCCAAACAACCUUCUAAAGAACUCUCUAGAAACUUUUCAAACCUUCGUGCUUCUUCCCAAAUACCACCGGCUUCUCCACGAGCGUCUGGUUUGUUCCCAACUUCAUCUCCUAGGGCUUCUUCUUUGUUCCCGUCUUCGUCUCCUAGAGCAUCACUCAUGUUUCCAACUUCUUCACCUAGAGCAUCAUCUUCGUUGUUUCCAAAUUCGUCUCCUAGGGCUUUCUCUUCGCUCUUUCCAUCUUCAUCUCCUAGAGCUUCGUCUUCCUUGUUUCCUGCUUCUUCUCCUAGGUUUUCUUCACUAGCACCAAUGGCUUCUCCUAGAGCAGCAUGGAGAAUCGAGGAGGCAGGUAGAAAUUCAGAAUUGUCUCAAGCUCGGUAUACGGAGCUCAGGUUUGUGUCUGAUAACGAACCAGACAUUGCUGAAUAUGACUUUGGAAUGAACACAAAUGCCAAACAUUAUGAAGAAAUGAACGAAAACGCUAUGAAAACACCUAGUCAUAUCAGAGGAAACAAGUUCUUUGGGGUAUCAUUUGCAGAAUCGAUUGAAAGUCCUCGAUGGGCUCAUAAACCUCCCAAAAAAGCUCCAUUAGAGAAAUCCGAUUUGUUUUCAGAAACAACUGAUGAAUCACCAGCCGAUGGCGGUUCAAUUCUCCAGCAACUAAAGAAACAAGUCAGCGACAAUCGAAAAACCCUCGUCACAUUGUACCUUGAACUCGACGAAGAACGGUGCGCCGCCGCGGUUGCCGCCAACAACGCCAUGGCGAUGAUCACACGGUUACAGGCCGAGAAGGCGGCAGUUCAUAUGGAGGCGUUGCAGUACCAGAGAAUGAUGGAUGAACAAGCGGAGUAUGAUGAAGAAGCCAUUCAGAUCCUUAGAGAUUUGUAUCUCAAGAAAGAGGAAGAUGUGAAAGUCUUGGAAACCGAAGUCGAUGUUUAUCGAGCGCGAUACGGAGAAAUUAAGAAGAUGGAUAGCGAUGAAUACGAUGAAUAUUAUGACGAGUUUCACCCUCGAUCUGUUGGCGACCGAUCAGAGUUCAAGAGCGUUGAAGAUGAUCAGAGUGUAGAUGGAAACAGAAAGGGGACCCAUGAGGAAACAUCGGGAAAUUUUGAAACCGAAAGAUCACAUCUUUUUGGAAUGUUGAAGGAAUUUGAAAAUCAUGUUCGUUCGUCUUCACAACGAGAGGAUCAAGAACUGGAAGACAGAGAUACAGGUGAUAACGCCUCAUUUAUGAAAGAGGUGAAUCUAAUGAGGGAGAAAUUGGCUGUCAUUGAAGCGGAGAGUGGAUUCUUGAAGCAAACCGCAAUGACGCUUGAAAAAGGCGAUGAAGGAACUAAAAUAUUGACAGAAAUAGCUCAACAUCUUCGGAAGCUUAAUUCUUAAUAUUGACCCACUAAAUUCAAACGGAUUUUUGAAUA
Lactuca virosa is the source of this 2034-nucleotide messenger RNA. NCBI's taxonomy places the organism in Eukaryota, Viridiplantae, Streptophyta, Magnoliopsida, Asterales, Asteraceae. The record is from the annotation of a GenBank genome assembly.